Messenger RNA from Fulmarus glacialis (Northern fulmar), 5166 nucleotides. It is a transcript of the gene SUPT6H, whose product is annotated as suppressor of Ty 6 homolog (S. cerevisiae). Gene Ontology annotation, molecular function: histone binding; nucleosome binding; DNA binding. The record is from RefSeq and is a predicted model, not a curated record. Gene Ontology annotation, cellular component: transcription elongation factor complex. NCBI's taxonomy places the organism in Eukaryota, Metazoa, Chordata, Aves, Procellariiformes, Procellariidae. Gene Ontology annotation, biological process: nucleosome organization; transcription elongation-coupled chromatin remodeling; mRNA transcription by RNA polymerase II.
AUGUCUGACUUUGUAGAAAGUGAAGCAGAGGAGUCGGAGGAGGAGUACAACCAGGAUGGGGAGGUUGUGCCCAGAGUAACCAAAAAGUUUGUAGAGGAAGAUGAAGAUGAUGAGGAAGAGGAGGAGGAGAAUCUUGAUGAUCAAGAUGAGCAGGGGAAUCUGAAAGGAUUCAUUAACGAUGACGACGACGAGGAAGAGGAAGAGGAGGAAGAAGCCAGUGACUCUGGAGACUCUGAGGAUGACGUUGGCCACAAAAAGAGAAAGCGCACUUUUGAUGACCGCCUGGAGGAUGAUGAUUUUGACCUCAUUGAAGAGAACCUGGGUGUUAAAGUCAAAAGAGGGCAAAAAUUCAGGCGUGUGCGAAAAAUGUCCGAUGAUGAGGAUGACGAAGAGGAAGACUAUGGAAAGGAAGAACAUGAGAAGGAAGCCAUUGCUGAAGAAAUCUUUCAGGAUGGUGAAGGCGAGGAGGGAGGGGAAGCUGUUGAAGCUCCUGUUGCUCAACCAGAAGAGGAAGAAGAGGAGGAGGAAGACGAAUCUGACAUCGAUGACUUCAUUGUGGAUGACGAUGGACAACCUCUGAAGAAGCCAAAAUGGCGAAAGAAGCUCCCUGGAUACACAGAUGCUGCUUUGCAGGAAGCCCAGGAAAUCUUUGGUGUGGAUUUCGACUAUGAUGAGUUUGAGAAGUACAAUGAGUACGAUGAGGAGAUGGAGGAGGAAUAUGAGUAUGAGGAUGAAGAGGCCGAAGGGGAGACCCGUGUACGACCCAAAAAGACUGCCAAGAAGCGCGUCAGUCGGCGUAGCAUCUUUGAGAUGUACGAGCCCAGUGAGCUGGAAAGCAGUCACCUAACAGACCAGGACAAUGAGAUCCGCAUGACAGACAUGCCCGAGAGGUUCCAGUUGCGAUCCAUCCCGGUGAAGAGUGCUGAAGAUGAUGAGCUGGAGGAAGAAGCUGACUGGAUUUACAGGAACGCAUUUGCGACACCCACCAUCUCCUUGCAGGAAAGUUCUGACUACCUUGACCGUGGACAAGCCAGCAGCAGCUUCAGCCGCAAGGGGCCCAGCACCAUCCAGAAGAUUAAAGAAGCCCUGAAUUUCAUGAGAAAUCAACAUUUUGAGGUCCCAUUCAUCGCCUUCUACAGAAAGGAGUAUGUGGAGCCAGAGCUGCAUAUCAAUGACCUGUGGAGGGUCUGGCAGUGGGAUGAGAAGUGGACCCAGCUGAAGAUCCGCAAGCAGAACCUGACACGUCUGUUUGAGAAGAUGCAGGCCUAUCAGUACGAACAAAUCUCUGCUGACCCGGACAAGCCCUUGGCUGAUGGAAUAAGGGCCCUGGAUACUACUGACAUGGAGAGGCUGAAGGACGUGCAGUCCAUGGACGAGCUGAAGGACGUGUAUAAUCACUUCCUGCUGUACUAUGGGCGAGACAUCCCCAAGAUGCAGAAUGCUGCCAAGGCCGCUCGAAAGAAGCAAAAACGUAUCCGAGAGGAUGGUGAAGAGGAGGAAGGUGAAGGGGAGGAUGCAGAAGAUGAUGAGCAGAAAGGGCCUGAGCUGAAGCAGGCUUCCCGUCGGGAUAUGUACACCAUCUGUCAAACAGCUGGGCUGGAUGGCCUGGCUAAGAAGUUUGGUCUGACACCUGAGCAGUUUGGAGAGAAUCUCCGAGACAGUUACCAGCGUCACGAGACAGAGCAGUUCCCUGCAGAGCCCCUGGAGCUGGCCAAGGAUUAUGUGUGUAGUCAAUUCCCAAGCCCUGAAGCAGUGCUGGAAGGAGCCCGGUACAUGGUGGCUUUGCAGAUAGCCAGGGAGCCUUUGGUCAGACAGGUCCUGAGACAGACUUUCCAAGAAAGAGCUAAAAUCAACAUUUCACCAACCAAAAAAGGGAAGAAGGAUGUUGAUGAAGCCCACUACGCCUAUUCCUUUAAAUACUUGAAGAACAAGCCUGUGAAGGAGCUGCGAGAUGACCAGUUCCUGAAAAUGAGCCUGGCAGAGGAGGAGGCAUUGCUGACUAUAGAUAUCAGCAUUGACAUGAAAGGAGUGGAGGGUUAUGGUAGCGACCAGACAUACUUUGAGGAAAUCAAACAGUUCUAUUAUCGGGAUGAGUUCAGCCACCAGGUGCAGGAGUGGAAUCGGCAGCGUACGAUGGCCAUUGAGCGGUCCCUCAACCAGUUCCUCUAUGUGCAGAUGGCUAAAGAGUUGAAGAAUAAGCUGUUGGUGGAGGCCAAGGAGUAUGUCCUCAAGGCUUGCAGCCGGAAGCUGUACAACUGGCUAAAAGUAGCUUCAUACCGUCCCGAUCAGCAAGUGGAGGAAGAUGAUGAUUUCAUGGAUGAAAACCAAGGGAAGGGGAUUCGGGUGCUAGGCAUUGCAUUUUCCUCUGCCAGGGACCACCCUGUGUUUUGCGCCCUUGUUAAUGGAGAGGGUGAGGUUACAGACUUCCUCCGAUUGCCACAUUUCACAAAGAGAAGAAACGCCUGGCGUGAGGAAGAGAGGGAAAAGAAGGCCCAGGAUAUUGAAACCUUGAAAAAAUUCCUUCUGAACAAGAAGCCUCAUGUGGUGACAAUUGCAGGCGAGAACAGGGAUGCUCAGAUGCUGAUGGAGGAUGUAAAGAGAAUUGUUCAUGAGCUGGAUCAAGGGCAGCAGCUGUCCUCUAUCGGAGUGGAGCUGGUGGACAAUGAACUGGCCAUCCUCUACAUGAACAGCAAGAAGUCUGAGAAUGAGUUCCGGGAUUACCCACCUCUGCUGCGUCAAGCCGUCUCCCUUGCUCGCCGUAUUCAGGACCCCCUCAUAGAGUUCGCCCAGGUCUGCAGCUCCGAUGAGGAUAUUCUCUGCCUAAAACUCCACCCUCUGCAGGAGCACGUGGUGAAGGAGGAACUGCUGAAUGCUCUCUACUGCGAAUUCAUAAACCGUGUGAACGAGGUGGGAGUGGAUGUCAAUCGGGCGAUUGCUCACCCUCACAGCCAGGCUUUGCUGCAGUAUGUGUGUGGCCUGGGACCACGCAAAGGCACUCAUCUGCUAAAGAUCUUAAAACAAAACAACACGCGUCUGGAGAACAGGACCCAGCUGGUUACGAUGUGUCACAUGGGACCCAAAGUGUUUAUCAACUGUGCUGGCUUCAUCAAAAUUGACACAGCAUCGCUGGGCGAUAGUACUGAUUCCUACAUCGAAGUCCUAGAUGGGUCUAGGGUCCAUCCUGAAACCUAUGAAUGGGCAAGAAAAAUGGCAGUGGAUGCCUUAGAAUACGAUGAGUCGGCAGAGGACGCUAAUCCCGCAGGAGCUCUAGAGGAGAUCUUGGAAAACCCUGAGCGCCUGAAAGACCUGGAUCUCGAUGCCUUUGCUGAAGAACUGGAAAGACAGGGCUACGGUGACAAGCAUAUCACUUUAUAUGACAUUCGAGCUGAACUAAGCUGCAGGUACAAGGACCUGAGAACCCCAUACCGUUCUCCAAACACAGAAGAGGUCUUCAAUAUGCUGACCAAAGAAACUCCAGAGACUUUUUAUAUAGGUAAAAUGAUCAUCUGCAAUGUGACUGGGAUAGCCCACAGGCGACCGCAAGGAGAAAGCUACGACCAGGCAAUACGGAACGAUGAAACUGGCCUUUGGCAGUGUCCUUUCUGUCAGCAGGAUAACUUUCCAGAGCUCAGUGAGGUUUGGAAUCACUUUGACAGCGGUUCCUGCCCAGGUCAGGCCAUUGGAGUGAAGACACGUCUGGAUAAUGGUGUCGCUGGCUUUAUCCCAACAAAAUUUCUUAGUGAUAAGGUGGUCAAGCGGCCAGAAGAAAGGGUGAAGGUGGGAAUGACCGUUCACUGCAGGAUUAUGAAGAUCGACAUUGAGAAGUUCAGUGCAGACCUGACCUGCAGGACCUCAGACCUGAUGGAUAAGAACAAUGAGUGGAAACUGCCUAAAGACACCUACUACGACUUUGACUCUGAGGCAGCAGAUCACAAACAGGAAGAAGACCUGAAAAGAAAGCAGCAGCGGACAACGUACAUCAAGAGAGUAAUUGCUCACCCAUCAUUCCACAACAUUAGCUUCAAGCAAGCUGAGAAGAUGAUGGAGACCAUGGACCAAGGGGAUGUGAUUAUUCGGCCAAGUAGCAAAGGGGAGAACCACCUGACUGUCACCUGGAAGGUGAACGAUGGGAUUUACCAGCAUGUGGAUGUCCGAGAAGAGGGCAAGGAGAAUGCGUUCAGCCUGGGCUCCACACUUUGGAUUAACACAGAGGAAUUUGAAGACCUGGAUGAAAUUGUUGCUCGCUAUGUCCAGCCAAUGGCUUCUUUUGCCAGAGACCUGUUGAAUCACAAAUACUAUCAGGACUGCAACGGUGGAGACAAGAAGAAGCUGGAAGAGCUGCUGAUAAAGACCAAGAAAGAGAAGCCAACAUUUAUUCCCUACUUUAUCAGUGCCUGUAAAGAUCUACCUGGCAAAUUCCUCUUGGGAUAUCAGCCUCGAGGCAAACCAAGGAUAGAGUAUGUAACAGUGACGCCAGAAGGAUUCCGCUACCGGGGCCAGGUCUUCCCUACCGUGAGAAAAAAAAAUUAUCAGGACCCUGUUCCAGGUAUUACCCCCAGCAGUAGCAGUCGGACCAGGACUCCAGCCUCCAUUAAUGCUACUCCAGCUAACAUUAACCUGGCAGACCUGACUCGUGCAGUGAAUGCUCUACCGCAGAAUAUGACCUCCCAGAUGUUCAAUGCCAUCGCUGCUGUGACAGGCCAGGGACAGAACCCAAAUGCCACCCCUGCGCAGUGGGCAUCCAGUCAGUAUGGCUAUGGAGGCAGCGGAGGUGGCAGCAGCGCGUACCACGUCUUCACGACUCCAGCACAGCAACCGGUGGCCACCCCUCUGAUGACCCCCAGUUACUCCUACACUACUCCCAGCCAGCCGAUUACAACGCCCCAGUACCAGCUCCAGGCCAACACCACACCCCAGUCCACCCAGCCCCAGACACAGUCGCAGCCAUCGUCCAGCUCCAGGCAGAGGCAGCAGCCAAAGACCAACAGUCACGCUGCGAUCGACUGGGGGAAGAUGGCCGAGCAGUGGCUCCAGGAGAAGGAGGCUGAACGGAGGAAACAGAAGCAGAGGUUGACUCCUCGCCCAUCUCCCAGCCCCAUGAUCGAGAGCACGCCCAUGUCUAUCGCUGGGGACGCCACGCCACUGCUGGAUGAGAUGGAUCGAUAG